CCGAAAAGCCAAGCCAUCACAAGCUGGUCCUUGCGAAGCCAUUUCACGAACUCAGUUUGGCUGCUUCAGUAACUUCAUCACCCUGACGUGUUGUGAUAGCCGGAGAUGGACGAGGAGUAGAGAUUGACUAGAAAGAAAGGACUCAAACUGUGUCUUCCACAAGAGAUCGUUUGUGGAUGAAAGUUUGAGAGUAACACAGUGAGAAAUGCUCAGAGAUGGAGUAGUAAACGUCUCUGUAUUGUCCUCCAUGGCUCUGAUACCAUGUGAACAACUCAAGAACUUGAAGACCAAGAGAGGACUUUAAACGUAUUUUCUAUUAUUUAACUUGGAAAAGGAUUACAAGGGUUUUAUGUUCUUAUAUACACAGCACACGAUCUUAUCCUUUGCUCACAUCAGCACUCGAUUGGAGACAAAUCCAAACAGCUAAAUCUGUUAGAGAUAAAGGUACCGUGUGCUAGCAUCUUCAGGUUUGUACGGCAAUGGUGUGAGCUGUUCUUUUGACUGAAAGAUGCUUGUGAGAGUUUAACGGCUAGUAGCUUAGUAGCAGGCUUGAUAAGUUGGUUAUGGGCUUGCUUCUCGGCUUUCACACGCAUACGUUCUAAUUCAGCUGGUGUCUCUAUAACACUUGUGCUAUUACAUCCCUGACAUGUGAUGUCUGCUCCGCUUGUUCCUCCUGAGAUGCUUCCACAGGUUCAGUUUGGUUUUCAUCCAGCUGCUCACGCCAAAGCUUUGAAUUGACAUUUGUUGUUAGUUGGAGACACUGUUGGUGCAUUAGUCUGGUCAAUCAAUGGUAAAGUGUGUUUGUUCCAUGGCUAUGCUGAACGCGGUAAUGUGAUCGUACGGAUCAGAAUCUCCUAAGAAAGGAGUUGAUUCUCAUCCGUGUGUAGGACCUUGACAUCAAUGAUCUUCUUUGCGAAGGGAGUUUUUUUAAGGAUACGUUCUAUCUAGCUUGUUAACUUAUGGAUUCUUCACAAUAUAUCCUAUGUUGUAUUCUGGAGAACGGAGAUUUAUUGGGUAGUCGCAUGAUUGAUCUGAUCAAUCUCCUGUUCGGCAGGAAGAACCGUACUGAACAACUGCCUUCUUCCGGUGAUCAUCAGCGGGUGGUGGCGUAAGAGCAGCGGUCAGAGCAUCUAGGUUCUCUUUUGUUUUUUUUUUUGUAACAUGUUGAGUAAAACAUUUCAUCAUGCCCAUCAUGGUAGUGAGAUUUGUUAUCGGAAAGGUAACCCUUGUGCCAGUGAGAUCUUCUCUGGACAUCUUUGAUUUUCUUUGGUGUUAUUUUAUAAUCCCCACAGUCAGCGCCCAUUGUUUAAUCUGAAUUUUCGUGUGCGUACAAAACGUAUGCACGAAUUUGUUGGUGAGUUACUGAGUGAUCUAAGACGGAUUACCAGAGAAAAGACAGAAUUUCUAUGAAAGAUGACAAACUCGGCAAGAACAAAAAGUAAGCUAUGAAAACAUUAAUCUUGUACUGAAUUGCAUGUGUCUGUGAUACCCUUCCUCUUCAUCGGUCUCUUUCCUUUAUAGCCAAUUAUUUUUCUUUAUUCUUCAUCAACUCUAGUUUAUUUUUUUUAAUUUUAAUUAAUUUUCUGAAUUUUGUUUUAUUUUCUGAAUUUUUAUUUAAUUUUCUGAUUUUUUAUUGGGCAAUUCUCAUAAAUAGACUUUUUAAAAUUUUCAUCUCCAAAAUAGCACCUUAAGCUAAAAAUCACAAAUAUAAUAUUCAUUAAUAGGCUAAAAGGCUUUAAUAGCCAUGCAUACAAUAUCAAGUAUAAUUAAAUUAAAAACAAAAACUUUUGCUUCUCUCGACAUUUCCGUCGACGAAACCGGCGACGAACACAGGCGACGACACCGACGACGACACCAGCGACGACAUCGACGACGACGACAUCGGUGUUAAAAUCACGACGAAUCUAUAUAUUGACAACACUCUUAACAGUGAAAUUGAAACUUACACAUGUAAGUUUGAGGUUUUCAAUUGUUAUUUGUAAUUAGGGAUUUUGAUUCAAAAUUUGUGGGUUUCACUUCAGUGAUGUUGCAGGAGCAUUUCAGCUUAAACAAAUGGAACCUUCUUCAUAUUCUCAGUGAAGCUUACCAUGGCUAUGGAGAUGAUUGUUUUUUUGUCAAGCUCUCUUCUUCACUAUUGUGGUUUCAGAUUUAUGGGCUUGGAGCUUCUAUUGUCAACACUUCACUUUCCCACACGGAUUUUGAUUUACGGAACAAGUUCUUGAAUCCAAAAACUCCAGCUAUAGGCACACACCAUCAAGAACGCAAAUGCUCAUCAGAGCAGGGCGGUUUGCAAUCUGAAGGCUUUUAGGGGACGGGCUGUAACAGGAACUCCUAUUCAGAAUGGUUCGUUUGAUUUGUACUCCCUGAUGGCGUUUCUCAGGUUCGAGCCAUUUUCCAUAAAGAGUUAUUGGCAAAGCUUGAUACAACACCCGCUUGGUCAAGGGAACAAGAACAGGCUCUCACGUUUACAGGUUUUGAUGGCGACAACCUCGUUGCGGAGAACAAAGGAAAAGAGUUUGAUUGGGUUGCCACCUAAGAUUGUUGGGACUUGUUAUGCUGAUCUUUCUGCCGAAGAACGUCAGAUAUAUGAUCACAUGGAAGGAGAAGCCAAAGGUCUUGUCCAGAAUCUUAUAAACAGUGGAAGCUUGAUGCGUAACUACUCAACAAUUUUGAGUAUAAUAUUAUGGCUUACACAGCUUUAUGACGAUGUUUCUCUUUGCCCUCCGGAGUUAAGGUCUUUGAACACUUUAACAUCUAUCGAAGAUGUGACUGAUAAGUCAGAGCUGCUGCAGAAGCUGGUUGCCAUAUUGCAAGACGGCGAAGAUUUAAGAUUUUGACUGUCCGAUUUGCAUAUCUCCACCAAGAGACAUCAUCAUCACUCAAUCUGCUGAUUUUUAAUAUAUAUACUUCUAAACUUUUCAUAGUAACUGCCUAGUAUUAUUAGAAAUCCUCGUUUUUAACUAGUUUAAUUGUUUAAUUUACAUUGAGCUUGUUUUGUUAGAGUCCCUGGCUUAUUAAGAAUAUUAAAUCUCUUUGCCUUCUCACUACUCAUUAAGAAGAAUACCCAAAAUUGAUGUGACUAAACACAUGCUUGUGCUUGUGAAACUGGUAGUGUUUUUAAAAAUUUCAGGAAGGAUUUAUGUAGUUUCAGGAAAGCCUUCCAGAAAAUCCAAUGGUAACAAAUUUGAAAAAAAAUUUGUUUGGUGUCUUGUUCUGUUUACGCAUGUUGAUAUCUUUGUUAGGUUCGUGAAUUUGCUUAUGACAUUGUUAGUCUCUUGUUGCUUGUGCUUGUGAAACUGUGUAGUGUUUUUUAAAAUUUCAGGAAGGAAUUGUGUAGUUUCAGGAAAGCCUUCUAAAAAAUCUGAUGGUAACAAAUUUGAAAAAAAAAUUUCUUGGUGGCUUGUUCUGCUUACGCAUGUUGAUAUUGCAUGUUGAUAUCUUUGGUAGGUUCGUGAAUUUGCUUAUGACAUUGUUAGUCUCUUGUUGCUUAUUCUUGUGAAACUCUGUAGUGUUUUUAAAAUUUUCAGGAAGGAUUUGUUUAGUUUCAGGAAAGCUUUCAAAAAAUCUGAUAGUAACAAAUUUGAAUUUUUUUUUUGCUUGGUGUCUUGUUCUGCUUAUUGAUAUCUUUGGUUGGCUCGUGAAUUUGCAUAUGACAUUUUUAUUUUCUUGUUGCUGCUUGUGCUUGUGAGACUGUGUAGAGUUUUUAAAAUUUCAGGAAAGAUUUGUGUAGUUUCAGGAAAGUCUUCCAGAAAAUCUGAUUGUUUGGUGUCUUGUUCUGCUUACGCAUGUUGAUAUCUUUGAUAGGCUCGUGAAUUUACUUAUUACAUUGUUAGUCUCUUGUUGCUUGUUCUUGUGAAACUGUGUAGUGUUUUUGACAUUUUCAGGAAAGAUUUGUGUAGUUUCAGGAAGGAUUUGUGUAGUUUCAGGAAAGCCUUCCAGAAAAUCCGAUGGUAACAAAUUUGAAAAACUUUUUGCUUGGUGUCUUGUUCGGCUUAUGCAUGUUGAUAUCUUUGGUAGGCUCGUGAAUUUGCAUGAGACUGUGUAGAGUUUUUAAAAUUUCAUGAAGGAUUUGUAUAGUUUCGGUAAAGUCUUCCAGGAAAUCGGAUGUUAACGAAUUUUGAAAAAAAAAAUUCCUUGUUUACACAUGAUAGAAACAAGAUGAGAGAUUCAGUACCUCUCAAACUAGCACUGCCUGAGCUAAAAUAUCCUAUUGGUUCAAAGCCAAAAGAAAUAUUGUCAAUAAACCAACAUUCAAGCUCUGCGUAUAUCAAAGGGCGUUGCUAUCUAUGAAAGAUUAAACUAAAAAAAUUGAAAUGAGAUAAAAACUAAGGGUGUGAUAUCAUCUCACGCUCGUUUUUUUUGUUUGGUUUAUGUGUAUUUGGUUCCUCACUUUAUUACUUAGGAUACAUAUAGUCCAUGUUUGUCUUUACAAUUGGAAAAAUUUAAAUUGUGAUAUCUGCAUAUUUGGAAGAUUUCAAAUUGUGAUUUGGAAUUUUGGAGAUAAAAAAAAAAAUUUUGCAUCUACCACAAUUCGAACCCAAGAUAUCUGGAAAAAGAAGAAAAGCGUGGAAACACUAGGCCAAGUGUGUUUCAAUUGUUUGUUGAUGUAAGUAAAUGAAUAUAAUGCAUUGAUUUUUAUUCAAUUAAAAAAAAUAAAAAGUGAUCUGAUUCCAAGGGGAAUCAAACACGGGUUGAGGCAACUGUUUGUCAAGUUUCGGUAGAGCGGAAGUUUAGCCGCUAGGCUGAGGAGAAUCAUCUGUUAUUAGCUAAAACAUUAAUGUAUUUAACACUAAAUUUUAUAUUAUAAAUGCUGGAAAGAGUUAUGGAAUUUCUGGAUGGGUUUCCAGAAUAGUUGAAUAUUAGUGUUGCUAUCUAUGAAAGUUUAAACUAAGAAGAUUGAAAUGAGACCAAAAAGUAAGGAUGUGAUAUCUGCAUAUUUAGAAUAUUUCAAAUUUUGCAAU
Messenger RNA from Brassica napus (rape), 4961 nucleotides. RefSeq names its product putative SWI/SNF-related matrix-associated actin-dependent regulator of chromatin subfamily A member 3-like 1. The transcript has 3 exons. Gene Ontology annotation, molecular function: ATP-dependent chromatin remodeler activity; ATP binding. The record is from RefSeq and is a predicted model, not a curated record. Bases 2367 to 2837 code for a protein of 156 amino acids. Lineage: Eukaryota; Viridiplantae; Streptophyta; Magnoliopsida; Brassicales; Brassicaceae.